Molecule: messenger RNA, 3916 nt
Organism: Orbicella faveolata
Lineage: Eukaryota; Metazoa; Cnidaria; Anthozoa; Scleractinia; Merulinidae
Product: 5-hydroxytryptamine receptor 4-like
Biological process (GO): G protein-coupled receptor signaling pathway
Cellular component (GO): membrane
Molecular function (GO): G protein-coupled receptor activity
Source: RefSeq, a predicted model, not a curated record
AACACCACCAAACAUAGAAUUUUGUCCUGAAAGCCUCGGAGCCAUGUUAGAACAUUGAUAUAUCGAACGUGGCCAAUUACCGCUGGUGUUUGCGGUUUCGUUUUCUCACGCUUAAUUAGCUUUUUCCUAGCUGCACAAUAAUAAUCCUUAACUAUGUCUGGUAUUCACGGUUUUCUGAGUUUCACAGAAAUAAUACAGUAUUUUGAUACAACAGUUACUAUAUGAAACGCAAGAAAAUGUGCAGUUAGUCUCCUGCGUUGCGUGACAUCCCAAAAACGGCUGCGAAGGAGACUAAUGUGCAGUAUGAACGAUUUGAAUGCAAAUUUCACAACUUUAAAAAUGAUAUCCAACGUUACGAAAUUCUGUGUUUGAAGUUUGUAGUUUAGCUGGAUCCUUCCCUGAAUGACUUUAUUGAGUCCGGGCCUGAGAUGUAUGAUAACACACGCAGGAUGUUCACUAUAUCCUCAAAUUUGGAGACAACUGAGAAUUCCCAAGUGGAUUGACUACAUAUUUACUACGGUAACUAGCACGAAAAAAUCUCGACUUUCGUGGGAGCCUGUGACUAUCUAGGACGCAGAUAUUAGAAAUGUACAGGGAAAAGUUCUAAGCGGUUAAUCAGAUGGCAGAGGCAUCUUCGAAGAUUCAAGUUUCUUUUUGCAGUGCGUUUCCUAAACGAAAAAUUUAUGCAGUCGACACAUGUCAAUUUAGUAUUUUCCGCAGUACGGGAAACUUUUUUUAUUGCUGCUUUUAUGCCUGAGGUACUUGUCUUUUCUUCACCUAGGAUAAUUAAGAAAAUAUGUAUCCAUCCAUAGACUUUUCAUGCAGUCCACGCCAUUCCUAACKUUUUGCGUUGGGAUCAGUUCCGGUCCCGGGAUCAUUUGCGGUACAAUUUGGGGAUCAUUUGCGGUACCGCCGGAGAUCAUUUUGCGGGCCGGGGUCAUUUGCGGGGCCGUACAGUAAACUUAGACAAAAUGGACGUUCUCCAAUUGGCAACUGUACUGCAUUUUACUGCCCGUCUUGGUUUCUCUAUUAGUUACUGUCAUUUACCCUAAGCUCCAAGGGUUUUUUCCGGGUUCUCCGAAUUCCAAUCGGACAAUAAUUGGGGACCCGCAUGAAAUAUAAAAAUAAACAUGUUGUAAUUUAUUCCUGAUUGCUGCAGUUUGGCUCAUUGAAAAUAUUGCAAACACAAGCUGCACAUGCUGGAUUCUAAAUAACUGAAUCGGAAUGGUAAUCAUUGAACAUCUCGUUCUGUUGAGUUUGAUACUCGUAAGCGUAGCAUUAAGUGUACUGAGUGAUAAAAUUCGGAGAAAAAGUAAAAAGAAUUACCUCAUUGCUGCCUUCUCGAGACAUACUUUCGGCCCUAAAUGCAGAUCAGUCUUACAUGUCUCGCGCUCCUUAAAAUUGUACGUUAAUUUUUUCGAAAUUUUGAAUUGUAUCACGUUUUACUUAUACGCCAUUGCUUGUUUUAAUUCAACCGAACUUGUAAAACGAAUUCACAACUGAAGAUGAUCGUUGAACGAUCGAAACAUGUCUUGUUUUAGGCUAAAAGUUGUUGUCCAUUUCUUAAAAAUAGAUCAGUCUUGAAUUUUAUCACGACACAGAAAUAUCCGUAACAACUUAUCCACUCCUGAUCAGAAAGUGGUUGUGUGCGGGGUCCGUCUGUUUUCGGACACUGAGGAGUUACGACUAAGAACAGACUGAACGGCUAGUGAGAAGAGGGACGGAGAGAAAAUUUGAUAGAAAUGUCGGGAUCCCUGAAAUAAAUGAAAAUGUGAGAGAAUUGUGGAAAAAAAAACAAAACAAGGACGUCAGAGUAAGAGGAAGACAUAAUAAAGUUAAGACAUAAAUUCUUAGCACGUACUGCCACUGAACUAUGUAGCCAAAACAUCAACCUAUCAGUCCUCUAGAGUUCGAUUUACAUUUUUCCUCUGAUGUCAUGAUCUCUCGAUUUCUAGUUCGUAAGCAAAGUUAGAUUAAGUAUUCCUCUCGACCCAUUUUAAAAGGGAAGAUGAUGUGACAGAUGGUUGCUAAUGUAAAUGAGUUUGAGCUUCGAUUGACAGUUUUCGAAUCUAAGAAAAGCACCGGUUGUUUUACUGCGGAAAAUUUUAGCGAAGGCAGAAGAGAGUAGCCUUAACUACACCGUUUGUUUUAUGUGAACCGUAUUCAUGCUCUCCUUUGCAUCACUUUCAGAGUAAACAAUAAAAAUUACACAGAACAGAACAUGACUGCUAACAAAAGAAUGGUAACGGAUAUGAAUUUCGGUUUAAUGAUAACACUUUGCUGAUCAGUGAAGAAAUAACUAACUGCUACAGGGGAUUUUCAAGAUUUCUGACGAAAAAAGCAUAAAUCAGCUAGACUGCCUGUAAAACCCUAUGUUCUCGGGUAAAAUUACGUUGGGUAACCUUGGGUAAAAAUAUCAGUGACGUCAACUAUUGUCAUUUUAAAAUGUGUUAACCAGAGAGCUAUUAGCUUACGAACAAAAUACGUCUGCGUUCGCAGGCUAGAUAACUAUUAGCUGGAGAAACAAGGAAUUUUUAGACAUUUAAAUAACAAUAACGAUGUUUCCAAACAGAUGUCUGCCCUAAAUGAGAAUAAUUGCAUUUAAUUUAUGCUUCCUAUGUUAUAAUUUCCACUCUCGAACUACGUUUAGAACGAUGUUAAUACAUCCGAAUUGAAAUACCAGGGUUACAUGCGUCCUCGCACUUUCGCAUGGUUGUAAACCUUAAUCCAGUGUCUUUAUAUAGCAUUCAAAGCUGGUCGACCUAAGGAAGAUUUUUAGGGGGAAAAAACAUUUCACACGAAGCAAUGUCCUCAGAAUUAGAACACAGAAACCUUGCUCUGAAUGUUCUCGAACCCGCAAUCCUAAUGUUAAUGGCAUCAACGUGUUUGGUUGGAAAUAGCUUAACUUGUAUCGCCGUUUACAGAAACUCAAGACUUCGCACAUCCACAAACCUCUAUCUGAUUGCCUUGGCUGCCAGUGAUAUACUCAACGCAUCCAUAGUGAUGUCGUUAGCCGUAGGCGUCCUCAUCACUGGACGAUGGCCAUACGGGGAAGCGCUAUGCAAUUUUCAUGCGUUCUUCACCCUGUUUUCCGUGUACGUUUCUCCAACCACAAUGGGACUGACCGCCUAUAACAGAUACGUUCGUAUUGUCAAGUCCGCACAAGACUACUCGCGCAUCUUUACACCAAUUCGGUCAAAAAUGUACGUGGCAGCUAUUUGGCUAACCGUCGCGGGAUACGUUUCCAUUCCCAAGUUGGCUGGUUGGACUGAAUACGGGUUCAUCCCUGGAUAUGCUGUCUGCACCAUUGUGCAUCCCACAGAAACCAUGAAGAUAACUCAUUAUAGCAUCGUCGUGUCUUUCUUCUUUCUCCUUCCCUUGGGAGUUGCAACAGUUUCCUACUACAAGGUGUUCAAGACGAUAAAACAGCACAACCAAAACAUGGCUUCAACAAGCCAAACUGAGGACCAGAACAGUCGAAUAACAGCAAGGGAGAUCAACAUUACCAAAUCACUCGCCAUUGUCGUUUUGGCGUUUGGACUGUGUUGGAUUCCAUUUUGGAUUAUUGCCGUCAUGCAGCGUUUCACGUCUGAUGCUGUUGUACCGCGCAAUGUCCAACUGCUUUGCACAUUUUUGCUGUUCUUUUCAAGCACUAUCAAUCCGUUCAUAUAUACUGGCAUGAAUCCAUCUUUCAAGGCUGAAUUUCGAGAAACUUUGUGCUGCAAGACUAGAUCAGAUGAUCUCGAGUUACAGCAAAUAUGAAAACUCCAGGACGACAAAGUUCGCGGAAAUUAUUAGCAACAAGUAUGAAACGCCUAGAAACUGAAAUAAGGGAUUGAAGAGUAAUUUAAUAGUCGAGAAUGGCUAAAAAAUACCUUUAAGUAACGUUGACUACUUAAUUUGUUUGAAGAAAAGU